Molecule: messenger RNA, 7017 nt
Organism: Emys orbicularis (European pond turtle)
Lineage: Eukaryota; Metazoa; Chordata; Testudines; Emydidae
Gene: TAF1
Product: TATA-box binding protein associated factor 1
Exons: 39
Coding region: 9-5642 (1877 amino acids)
Biological process (GO): DNA-templated transcription initiation; transcription by RNA polymerase II; RNA polymerase II preinitiation complex assembly
Cellular component (GO): transcription factor TFIID complex
Molecular function (GO): DNA binding; TBP-class protein binding; histone acetyltransferase activity
Source: RefSeq, a predicted model, not a curated record
CUGGAGCGAUGUCGGACUCGGAGAGCGAGGAGGAGGCGGAGGGGGGCCGCGCCGGGCCCUUCUCCCUGGCCGGGUUCCUCUUCGGGAACAUUAACGAGGCGGGGCAGCUGGAGGGGGAGAGCGUCUUGGACAAGGAAUCCAAGAAGCAUUUAGCCGGUUUGGGCGCCUUGGGGCUGGGCAACCUGAUCACCGAGAUCACAGCCAGCGAGGAGGAUGCUGCUGAGACUGACGGAGCCCAGCUGGAUGAGGAGGGCUGGGUUAAGAGCACAGAGGAUGCUGUUGAUUACUCUGAUAUUAAUGAGGUGGCUGAAGAUGAGAGCCGCAGAUACAGGCAGGCAAUGGGCACCCUUCAGCCAAUUCGAAGACAAGAUGAAGAUGAGGAUGAUUAUGAUGCUGACUGUGAAGAUAUUGAUUCCAAGCUGAUGCCGCCGCCGCCUCCACCUCCAGUAAAGAGAGACGAUGAAAAAGAUGCAACUGCCCCUGUAUCUGAAGAUGGAGAUGGUAUCAUUCUGCCCUCCAUCAUUGCUCCGUCCUCUGCUACCUCUGAGAAGGCAGAUUUCAGCAGCUCUUCUGAUUCUGAGUCAGAGAUGGGACCCCAAGAUGCAAGGCAGGCAGAAUCCAAGGAAGGGAAACUGACACUGCCUCUUGCAGGAAUAAUGCAGCGAGAUGCCACCAAACAGCUGCCGAAUGUUACCGAGCUGUUUCCGGAAUUCCGGCCUGGCAAGGUGCUGCGUUUUCUCCGUCUCUUUGGCCCUGGGAAGAAUGUUCCUUCUGUUUGGCGUAGUGCCCGGAGGAAACGCAAAAAGAAACAUCGUGAGCUAAUGCAAGAAGUGCAGAUCCAGGAGGGUGAAGCUGCAACCGAGGCAGGAAUGGAAGAGAAGUCUCCCUGGGAAUAUGAAUUUGCUCCUCCUCCUCCUCCUGAGCAGUGCCUCUCAGAUGAUGAGAUCACUAUGAUGGCACCUGUGGAGUCCAAGUUUUCCCAGUCUACUGGAGACAUAGACAAAGUGACAGAUACCAAGCCCAAGGUGUCUGAAUGGCGUUAUGGGCCAGCCCAGCUCUGGUAUGAUAUGCUGGGGAUCCCUGAGGAUGGCAGUGGAUUUGACUAUGGUUUCAAACUAAAAGAGCAUGCGAGAGAACAGGAGACUUCAGGUCAUUCUGUGGAGAAGGUGAGAGGAAGCAUGUGUAAGGGGGAGGGGGAUGACUUGCUGGCUGAUGAGCACUUCCUCAUGGUGACACAGCUACAAUGGGAGGAUGAUGUGAUCUGGAAUGGGGAGGAUGUCAAACACAAAGGGACUAAAACACAGCGUGCGAGCCUGGCAGGCUGGCUGCCCUCCAGUAUGACCAGAAACGCCACUGCGUACAAUGCCCAGCAAGGCUUUGCAGCUGCCCUGGAUGAAGAUAAACCCUGGUUCUCCAUUUUCCCAAUCGAUAAUGAGGAGUUAGUGUAUGGCCGUUGGGAAGACAAUAUCAUCUGGGAUGACCAGGCGAUGGAAAUGUUCUUGGAUCCUCCAGUCCUGACACUCGACCCAAAUGAUGAAAACAUCAUCCUGGAAAUUCCUGAUGAAAAGGAAGAGAUGACUUUGAACUCUCCCUCCAAGGAGAACAAGAAAGAAUCAUCUCUAAAGAAGAGUCGGAUCCUGUUGGGAAAAACAGGCGUCAUCAAGGAAGAACCACAGCAGAAUAUGUCUCAGCCGGAGGUGAAGGAUCCCUGGAAUCUCUCCAAUGAUGAGUUUUACUAUCCCAAACAGCAGGGGCUUCGAGGAACCUUUGGAGGGAACAUCAUCCAGCACUCUAUCCCUGCAGUGGAACUUCGCCAGCCAUUCUUCCCCACCCAUAUGGGUCCUAUGAAGCUCCGACAAUUUCAUCGCCCUCCAUUGAAGAAAUAUUCCUUUGGGACCUUGUCCCAGCCAGGACCCCAUUCUGUGCAGCCACUGCUGAAACAUAUCAAGAAGAAAGCCAAGAUGAGAGAGCAGGAGCGGCAGGCUUCAGGAGGUGGUGAGAUGUUCUUCAUGCGCACACCACAGGACCUAACUGGUAAGGAUGGUGACCUCAUCCUUGCUGAGUAUAGUGAGGAAAAUGGCCCUUUAAUGAUGCAGGUUGGCAUGGCAACAAAGAUAAAGAACUACUACAAGCGGAAACCUGGCAAGGAUCCUGGAGCACCAGAUUGUAAAUACGGAGAGACUGUUUACUGUCACACAUCUCCAUUCCUGGGAUCGCUGCACCCUGGCCAGUUACUGCAGGCAUUUGAAAACAAUCUCUUCCGGGCUCCCAUUUAUCUGCACAAGAUGCCAGAAACGGAUUUCCUAAUUAUCCGGACACGACAAGGCUGUUACAUUCGGGAGCUGGUCGAUAUCUUUGUCGUUGGACAGGAGUGCCCCCUCUUUGAAGUUCCUGGUCCCAACUCCAAACGGGCCAAUACCCACAUCAGAGACUUUCUACAGGUCUUCAUUUAUCGCUUGUUCUGGAAGAGCAGAGACCGGCCCCGGAGAAUUCGCAUGGAGGAUAUCAAAAAGGCAUUUCCUUCACACUCCGAGAGCAGCAUUCGAAAGCGGCUAAAGCUAUGUGCUGACUUUAAACGCACAGGGAUGGAUUCAAAUUGGUGGGUAUUAAAGUCAGACUUCAGAUUACCAACAGAAGAGGAAAUAAGAGCGAUGGUGUCCCCAGAGCAGUGCUGCGCCUAUUAUAGCAUGAUUGCAGCUGAACAGCGGCUAAAGGAUGCAGGUUAUGGGGAAAAAUCGUUCUUUGCCCCAGAGGAAGAGAAUGAAGAGGACUUCCAGAUGAAGAUUGAUGAUGAGGUGCGCACAGCUCCUUGGAAUACCACACGAGCCUUCAUUGCUGCUAUGAAGGGGAAGUGUCUUCUGGAAGUGACUGGUGUGGCAGAUCCUACAGGUUGUGGUGAAGGAUUCUCUUAUGUGAAGAUCCCAAACAAACCAACCCAGCAGAAGGAUGACAAGGAGCCACAGCCAGUGAAGAAGACCGUGACAGGGACGGAUGCUGAUCUCCGGCGUCUGUCUCUCAAAAAUGCCAAACAGCUUCUACGUAAAUUUGGUGUUCCUGAAGAAGAGAUUAAGAAGCUUUCCCGUUGGGAAGUGAUUGAUGUGGUGCGCACAAUGUCCACAGAGCAGGCUCGCUCAGGGGAGGGGCCUAUGAGUAAAUUUGCACGUGGGUCUCGGUUCUCAGUGGCAGAACAUCAGGAGAGAUAUAAAGAGGAGUGUCAGCGCAUCUUUGACUUGCAGAAUAAAGUUUUAGAAUCAACUGAGAUCUUAUCAACAGACACAGACAGCAGCUCAGCUGAGGACAGUGACUUCGAGGAGAUGGGAAAGAAUAUUGAGAAUAUGUUACAGAACAAGAAAACCAGCUCACAGCUGUCUCGGGAGAGAGAAGAACAGGAGCGGAAGGAGCUGCAGAGGAUGCUUAUGGGAGAAGACACAUCAGCUUCAGGCAUCUCAGCAGGCUCUCACAAAGAUGAUGACACUGCCUCUGUAACCAGUCUCAAUUCCUCUGCCACUGGCCGUCGCCUCAAAAUCUAUCGCACAUUUCGAGACGAGGAUGGGAAAGAGUAUGUGCGGUGUGAGACAGUUCGUAAGCCCUCUGUCAUUGAUGCCUACAGCCGAAUACGGACCACCAAGGAUGAAGAGUUCAUACGAAAAUUUGCCCUCUUUGAUGAGCAGCACCGGGAGGAGAUGCGGAAGGAGCGGCGCAGGAUCCAGGAGCAGCUAAGGCGGCUCAAACGGAACCAGGAAAAAGAAAAACUCAAGGGCCCACCAGAGAAAAAACCCAAGAAAAUGAAGGAGCGGCCAGAUCUGAAGUUAAAAUGUGGGGCCUGUGGUGCAAUUGGACACAUGAGAACUAAUAAAUUCUGUCCCCUCUACUAUCAAACGAAUGCCCCACCCUCCAACCCUGUUGCCAUGACAGAGGAGCAGGAGGAAGAGCUGGAAAAGACAGUCAUUCACAAUGAUAAUGAAGAGCUUAUCAAAGUGGAGGGGACCAAAAUUGUCCUCGGAAAGCAACUGAUUGAGAGUGCAGAUGAGGUUCGCAGGAAAUCACUGGUCUUGAAGUUCCCUAAACAGCAGCUUCCUCCAAAGAAAAAGCGGCGAGUUGGGACCACAGUUCACUGCGAUUACUUGAAUCGGCCUCACAAGUCCAUCCAUCGGCGACGAACGGACCCUAUGGUAACUUUGUCAUCCAUUCUAGAGGGCAUUAUCAACGAUAUGAGGGAUCUUCCCAAUACAUACCCAUUUCACACACCUGUUAAUGCAAAGGUCGUGAAAGACUAUUACAAAAUCAUUACACGGCCUAUGGACCUACAGACCCUGCGUGAAAAUGUCCGUAAACGUCUAUAUCCUUCCCGGGAAGAGUUCCGUGAACACCUGGAGCUGAUUGUCAAGAACAGUGCAACGUACAAUGGGCCAAAACACUCACUGACCCAGAUAUCUCAGUCCAUGCUGGACCUCUGUGAUGAAAAACUAAAAGAGAAGGAAGAUAAACUGGCUCGUUUAGAGAAAGCAAUUAAUCCUCUCCUGGACGAUGACGACCAAGUGGCUUUUUCCUUCAUAUUGGAUAACAUCGUCACUCAAAAAAUGAUGGUGGUACCAGAUUCUUGGCCAUUUCAUCAUCCAGUUAAUAAAAAGUUUGUUCCAGAUUAUUACAAAGUGAUCAUCAAUCCAAUGGACCUAGAGACCAUCCGCAAGAAUAUCUCCAAACACAAGUAUCAGAACAGGGAGACCUUCCUGGAUGAUGUUAAACUGAUCCUUGCCAACAGCAUUAAGUACAAUGGGCCGGAUAGUCAGUACACAAAAACUGCUCAGGAAAUCGUGAACAUCUGUUGCCAGACGCUGGCUGAGUAUGAUGAGCAUUUGACUCAGCUUGAGAGAGACAUCUCUACUGCUAAGGAAGCAGCACUGGAGGAGGCAGAUUUGGAAAGCCUUGACCCUAUGACCCCUGGACCCUACACACCUCAGGUGAAACCACCAGAUUUGUAUGAUACCAACACCUCUCUCAGUAUGUCACGUGAUGCUUCAGUCUAUCAAGAUGAGAGCAACUUGUCUGCUAUGGACACUCCCACCACUACUCCAGAGAAGCGGGGGACACAGGAAGUUGAAGAUGGGGAUGGUGACCUUGCUGAUGAAGAAGAAGGCUCAGCACAACAGCCCCAGGCCAGUGUUCUUUAUGAAGAUUUGCUUAUGUCAGAUGGAGAGGAUGAUGAUGAAGGGAGUGAUGAAGAAGGCGAUAAUCCCUUUUCAUCUAUCCAGCUGAGUGAAAGUGGCAGUGAUUCAGAUGUGGAGCCCAGUGCAAUGAGACCCAAACAACCUCAUGUCCUUCAAGAGAACACACGAAUGGGCAUGGAGAAUGAAGAGAGUAUGAUGUCCUAUGAGGGAGAUGGUGGAGAGACCUCUCAUGUUAUGGAGGACAGUAAUAUCAGUUAUGGCAGCUAUGAGGAGCCAGAUCCAAAGUCCAACACACGAGAUACCAGCUUUAGCAGCAUUGGAGGGUAUGAGAUCUCUGAAGAGGAGGAGGAGGAGGAGGAAGAACAGCGAUGUGGGCCAAGUGUGUUAAGUCAGGUUCAUCUUUCAGAGGAUGAGGAAGAUAGCGAGGAUUUUCACUCCAUUGCAGGAGAUAGUGACCUGGACUCAGAUGAAUGAGUUGUCCAGACACCCUCAGUUACUGAGGGAUGUAGCAAUCUGUGGUCUGGAUUCAGAUGAAUGAAGUUCCCUCAUACUCUUUUGUACCAAGGGACUAUGCACUGUUAAUUUGAAGCAUCUUAUUUUUCUCGUAUAACUUAAAUUUUAGUAGAAUUCUGUUGUAUAUUUAUUAUUAAAUUAUCUGAAUUGUGAAUGACAAGAUUUAGACAAAGAUAACUUGCUGUGACCUGCACAGUAGUCCAGGAGCUCUAGUUACUGAAGCCAGCUACAGGUUUAUAAUCUGUUUUACUUCCCUUCAUUCUUUUCAGAUAUACACUGAAAAUGUCUUACAAAUAUUAGGCUGUUGUUUAAAUACCUUACAUUGACCUUUGAUAUGACUCAGUUAACCAGCCUAUACAUUUAUAUAAGAAAUAAACAAUUGAAGAAAUAUUCUACAAAAGUCUGAGUAAAUUUAACAUCUAAAGCAUUUUUUAACAUAUAAAGCAGCUGUUUUCCCUUUAUUAAAAAGAAGGGCAUGGUCCUUUAUAUUUUCUGAAGUGUACCCCAAAUAUUCAGAAAAAAAUUAGUCAGGCCCAUCAGCCCAUGAAUGCAUUCCCUGGAAUUCUACCACAACUGGUUUCUAGGUCUCUUGGGAACUGCUUAAUGGCCUUGAACAUCUUAAUUCACAGGAAGAACGCUUUUGAAGCUCCUUGCUCAAGUUAGAGUUUGUCCUGGAAUUCCGUAACUGCUAACCCAAGUCUUCAUCCAGGAGUUGCACGGGAAUUUCUCCGGGCUUUCCUUGUGCUUUAAAAUAUCUGGGAGUGAGUUCACUUUCCUGUCUUAAUCAAAUGAAGAGAAAGCAUAGAACCAUCUAGGAAGUGCUAUAGAGCCUCCAUGUCUCUCUGUUGUAUAGUUCAUUGGAUGAAUCCUUAAAAUCAAAAUACAGAUAAAUUCCUUAUACGCUACUUCAUUAUAGGAUGGUUUCUGUUCCACUGUCCCUUAGCUUUUGUGAGAGCAGGUCUCAGUCCAUUUGUGAUUUCAUAACCAUCCUUGCCAGGUAAGCCUGUUGGUGCUCUUCCAUGUAUGGGACAGAAGGGAGAAGAAUAGAUCGUGUUCAAAGUGAAAUUUAAAAUCUGAUAUGUUUAGCUACUAUAAAGUGAGUACUUAGCGAUUGGGUUCCUUCAAAAUACCUCUGUCGCACUUGGAAAAAUCCCUUCUUUUGCACAUAUCUACAAAUAAUAGUAGCUACAAAUCCAACCAGAAUCAUAAAUGUUGAAUUUCCUGACUUGUGUAUUUAAAUUCUCAAUCUUUCAGUUGAUAUUGACACAUUUUGUUUUAAUGUAAGUUACUUCGUUAUUUAAUUUACAGUUUGGUAGUGAAUGUAUUUGAAAUAAAU